ACCCGGGCUAUUUUGGGCUAUUUUGGACUUGGAGCAGAGCGAAGCCCCAGGAAGACACAGGCCCACCUCCCACCCAUACAGACUCCCAUCAGCAGGACCUUCAUGUGACUUUCUUUGCCUCUGGGGCUGGAGUGGAGCACAAGGAGACAGUAGGAGGGGGGAUCAGUCUAAAACUACAAACUUCCUCUCCCUGCACCCCCACACCUGGAGCAUACCAAGUGGGUCUUUACAAAAUCCUGGAUCUACUGCCCUUUCUGGCUGAACCCUGAGAUAUUUCUGUAGAUAAGGCUCCCCAUGUACAGAGGGGCCCGGCCGCAGCUGUUCCACAUCCAAACAGAAGGCUGAAAACUUCUCAAGAACACAAGAGAGAAUACCAAAAUGGAUUACAGUUUAUUUAGCGGGGCACCACGGUUCCUCACCAGGCCCAAGGCCUUUAUGAUGUCUUUGGGGAAAGAUGCCACCCUGAGUUGCCAGAUAAUAGGAAACCCAACUCCCAUGGUCACAUGGGAGAAGGACAAACUCCCAAUCAAGUCGGAAGGUCGUUUUAAAAUGAUAGAAGAGGACAACCUGUAUCGAAUCACCAUUUAUGACCUACGAUUUGAAGACAGUGGUCAGUACAUCUGUAGGGCGAUCAACACCAUUGGUGAAGCCUUUGCAGCCGUGACCAUCAAAGUAGGGGAUGAAAAGGAAGGCACUGUUGCAGAAUGCUCACCCUUCUUUAUUUUGAAACCCAUCACCACGAAGAUUAGUCUAGGAGAAGAUGCCACAUUUCAGUGCAGGGUCCAAGGCAAUCCCUCACCAACAGUGAAAUGGGAAAAGGAUGGGAAAAUUCUUGGCAAAGGUUUUGACUCCAAUCGCAUUCGGAUUAUAGAUAAUGGUGAGUCCAGCUCUGUAAAAAUACACUGCAUAAGGUUUUCAGACAGUGGAACAUAUUUAUGUCGGGCAGAGAACCCUGUAGGACAAGCCACGGCUUCCGCAUCAUUGUUGAUUGAUUCUUUUUCAAACAGCACAACUGCUCUGGAGCCUACCUAUGCCAAAACAACUUCUCUGUUGUCCCACCUUCAAAAACGACGGGAAGAAAUGAGGAAAUCAGACACAUCAAUCAUCGGUACCGUUGACUCCAAUGCCACAUCGUAUGGAGCUGUGGAUUCAUUAUCCAGCCUUGGCUUUAGCUUGAGUCUUGACUAUGAAAGAGCUGCCUCCCUCGCACCAAAAAUGAGCCGUGAUGGAACAUUUGGUGUUCUUACCCGUACUUGCACGGUGACUGAGGGGAAGCACGCCAAAAUGAGUUGCUAUGUAACCGGGGAACCCAAACCUGAAAUUGUCUGGAAAAAGGAUGGAGACAUUAUCACAGAGGGGCGGAGGCAUGUCAUUUAUGAGGAUGAGCAAGAGAACUUUGUAUUGAGAAUUUUAUUUUGCAAGCAAAUCGACAAUGGCUUGUACACCUGCACAGCCUCUAAUCUGGCGGGACAGACCUACAGCUCAGUGCUGGUUAUAGUAAAUGAACCUAGAAUACCUUUCAGAACAAAACUGAGAGAUCUGGAGGUCAGAGAGAAAGAAUCGGCCACCUUCCAAUGCGAGGUUCCAAGCGCCAUCACAGAAUCAUCUUGGUACAAGGAGGAAACUCAGAUCGAGCAAAGUUCCAAGUACAAUAUUGAAGAUCAGGGAUCCAUCAGAAGGCUCACCAUCCAAAAUAUCACCGCUGAUGAUGAUGCCGUGUAUAUCUGUGAAAUGAAGGAAGGCAGCAGGACAAUCGCUGAGCUCUCUGUUCAAGGAAACAUCAUCAAAAAGCUUCCAAGAAGGACAUCAGUUCCGAUUAGUGAUACAGCCAUGUUCUGUGUGGAGCUGGAUAACGAAUGCCAGAAAUUCAAGUGGUUAAACAAUGGUGAAGAAGUAAAACCCGGAGGACGGAUUUCCAUCACUUCCUCUGGGAAACAGCACACUAUGACCAUCCGUGAAUGUCAGAAUAGCGAUGCCGGAGAGAUAACCUUCAUAGCAGAUGAUUGUAGGACAUCCACCAAGUUCACCAUCACCAGUUUAAGGAAACCACCUUCUAAUGCACCCACUAACCCCAUGGUGAAGGAUAAAACAGAAACAUCAGUUACAUUAGUCUGGUCCCCUCCCCCAAUGGAUAGGCCCGUACCCAUUGACGGGUACAUCGUAGAACGGAAGAAACUUGGAGCCACCACCUGGCUGAGAUGCCACGAAUCAACCAAUGUGCCUGUUCCACAGUUCACCGUCAACAAUGUUUUUGAUGAAGGAAGUUACCAGUUCCGUGUUAGUGCUGUGAACACCUAUGGGCAGAGCCCUUACCUCGAAUUCCCAGGAACUCUGCAUCUUGAACCUGUACCUUCUGUUAAAACUCCACUAAGGCCUGCAGAAGUCACUUUGGGUGGAGAGGCAACAUUCACAAUUGACCUCAGCACUGUUUCUUCAGGCGUCUGGCUGAUCGAUGGAAAAUUAAUUCAGAACAGUGAGCGGUACACAAUAAGGCGGGUGAAAAAUACUCACACCCUUAUUAUUCAGAGCAUCACCCAGGCCGACCAUGAAACGGAAGUGAAAUUCACCAGUAAUGGGAUCGAGAGCAGCGCUAGGCUUAGGGUGAAAGCUCUUCCACAGUUCACCAACACCAAGAAGAUCAAUGAUGUAAAGGUGGUCGCUGGAGAGCAGGCAGAACUUAUCUCAGAGACUUCAGAGGAGAAUGUGAAGGUUCUGUGGUACAAAGACAACAAAGAGAUCCGACACUCCAAAAAGUUCUCGCUGGAAGUUAAAGGGAAACAGCACAAACUGCUUGUCAAUGCUGUCAAGAAGGAAGAUGAGGGGACGUACUCUUGCAAAAUUGGAGUUGACUCAGUUGUGUUUACUUUAAAAGUUACAGAACCUGAGCCAGUGUUUACUAACCAAGAGAAAGUGCAGAAGGAGGUUCAGGCCACACUGACAGAGAGCGCUACCCUCAAAUGCGAGGUGACCCAGUCCAAAACUGAGGUGAAGUGGUAUAAGGAUGGGAAACUCAUCACCUCCAGCAAGAGAGUGAGAGUGGAGUCCGAGGGCAAAUCCCGCCGCCUAGUGGUGGAGCAGUUAGAGAAGAAAGAUGCUGGAGAGUACAGCUGUGAGGCUGUUGGAGAGAAAAUUAACUUCAGAAUCAAAGUUAUUGAACCUGAGCCAGCAUUUAUCAACAUAGAGAAGGUACAGAAGGAGGUUCAGGCCACCUUGAAUGAGAGCACCACGCUGAGCUGUGAGGUGUCCCAGGCUAAGACUGAGGUGAAGUGGUACAAGGAAGGCAAACAGAUCACUUCAAGCAAGAAAAUGAGGUUAGAGUCUGAGGGCAAAGUUCGUCGACUGGUGGUGGAGAAAGUUGAGAAACAAGAUGCUGGAGAAUACAGCUGUGAGGCUGCCGGGCAGAAGAUCAAUUUUAAGAUUAAUGUUAAAGAGCCUGAGCCAGCAUUCACCAACACAGACAAGAUACGGAAGGAGGUUCAGGCCACCCUAAAUGAGAGCACCACCCUGAGCUGUGAGGUGUCCCAGGCCAAGACUGAGGUGAAGUGGUACAAGGAUGGGAAAGUCAUAACCUCCAGCAAGAGAGUCAGGGUGGUGGCUGAGGGCAAAUCUCGUCAUCUGGUGAUGGAGAAAGUGGAGAAACAAGAUGCUGGAGAAUACAGUUGUGAGGCUGCCGGGCAGAAGAUCAAUUUUAAAGUUGCAGUAAAAGAACCUGAGCCAGCAUUCAUCAACCAGGAGAAGGUACAGAAGGAGGUUCAGGCCACACUAAAUGAGAGCGCCACCCUGAGCUGUGACGUGUCCCAGGCCAACACUGAAGUGAAGUGGUACAAGGAGGGGAAACUCAUCACCUCCAGCAAGAGGGUCAGGGUGGUGGCUGAGGGCAAAUCUCGUCGUCUGGUGGUGGAGAAAGCGGAAAAACAAGAUGCUGGAGAAUACAGUUGUGAGGCUGCCGGGCAGAAGAUCAAUUUUAAAAUUGCAGUAAAAGAACCUGAACCAGCAUUCAUCAACCAGGAGAAGGUACAGAAGGAGGUUCAGGCCACCCUGACAGAGAGCACCAGCCUGAGCUGUGAGGUGUCCCAGGCCAAGACUGAGGUGAAGUGGUACAAGGAUGGGAAACUCAUCACCUCCAGCAAGAGAGUCAUGGUGGAGUCUGAGGGCAAAUCUCGUCUCUUGGUGGUGGAGAAAGUAGAGAAACAAGAUGCUGGAGAAUACAGCUGUGAGGCUGUAGGACAGAAGAUAAGUUUUAAGAUCAAUGUGAAAGAGCCAGAACCAGUGUUCGCCAACCUGGAGAAGUUGCAGAAAGAAGUUCAGGCCACCCUAACAGAAACUGCCACCCUGAGCUGUGAGGUGUCCCAGUCCAAGACCGAGGUGAAAUGGUUCAAGGACGGGAAACAAAUCACCGCCAGCAAGAAAAUUAAAGUGGUGUCUGAGGGCAAGUCCCGUCGGCUGGUGGUGGAGCAGUUGGAGAAAAAAGAUGCUGGAGAGUACAGCUGUGAGGCUGCCGGGCAGAAGAUCAAUUUCAAGAUCAAUGUCAAAGAGCCAGAACCUGUGUUCGCCAACCAGGAUAAAGUACAGAAAGAAGUUCAGGCCACCCUAACAGAAACCGCCACCCUGAGCUGUGAGGUGUCCCAGUCCAAGACCGAGGUGAAAUGGUACAAGGAUGGGAAACAAAUCAUCACCAGCAAGAAAAUUAAAGUGGUGUCUGAGGGCAAGUCCCGUCGGCUGGUGGUGGAGCAGUUGGAGAAGAAAGAUGCUGGAGAAUACAGCUGUGAGGCUGCCGGGCAGAAGAUCAAUUUCAAGAUCAAUGUCAAAGAGCCAGAACCAGUGUUCGCCAAUCAGGAUAAAGUACAGAAAGAAGUUCAGGCCACCCUAACAGAAACUGCCACCCUGAGCUGUGAGGUGUCCCAGUCCAAGACCGAGGUGAAAUGGUUCAAGGACGGGAAACAAAUCAUCACCAGCAAGAAAAUUAAAGUGGUGUCUGAGGGCAAGUCCCGUCGGCUGGUGGUGGAGCAGUUGGAGAAGAAAGAUGCUGGAGAAUACAGCUGUGAGGCUGCCGGGCAGAAGAUCAAUUUCAAGAUCAAUGUCAAAGAGCCAGAACCAGUGUUUGCCAAUCAGGAUAAAGUACAGAAAGAAGUUCAGGCCACCCUAACAGAAACCGCCACCCUGAGCUGUGAGGUGUCCCAGUCCAAGACCGAGGUGAAAUGGUUCAAGGACGGGAAACAAAUCACUGCCAGCAAGAAAAUUAAAGUGGUGUCUGAGGGCAAGUCCCGUCGGCUGGUGGUGGAGCAGUUGGAGAAGAAAGAUGCUGGAGAAUACAGCUGUGAGGCUGCCGGGCAGAAGAUCAAUUUCAAGAUCAAUGUCAAAGAGCCAGAACCAGUGUUCUCCAACCAGGAUAAAGUACAGAAGGAAUUUCAGGCCACCCUAACAGAGAGCGCCACCCUGAGCUGUGACGUGUCCCAGGCUAAGACUGAGGUGAAAUGGUACAAGGAUGGGAAACAAAUCAUCACCAGCAAGAAAAUUAAAGUGGUGUCUGAGGGAAUGUCUCGUCGGCUGGUGGUGGAGCAAAUUGAGAAGAAAGAUGCUGGAGAAUACAGCUGUGAGGCUGCUGGGCAGAAGAUCAGCUUCAAGAUCACCGUCAAAGAUCCAGAGCCAGUGUUCUCCAACCAGGAUAAAGUACAGAAGGAAUUUCAGGCCACCCUAACACAAAGCACCACCCUGAGCUGUGACGUGUCCCAGGCUAAGACCGAGGUGAAAUGGUACAAGGAUGGGAAACAAAUCAUCACCAGCAAGAAAUUUAAGGUGGUGUCUGAGGGAAUGUCUCGUCGGCUGGUGGUGGAGCAAAUGGAGAAGAAAGAUGCUGGAGAAUACAGCUGUGAGGCUGCUGGGGAGAAGAUCAGCUUCAAGAUAACCGUCAAAGAGCCUGAGCCAGCUUUUAUCAACACAGAGAAGGUUCAAAGGGAGGUUCAGGCAACCCUAAAUGAGAGCACCACUCUGAGCUGUGAGGUGUCCCAAACUAAGACUGAGGUGAAGUGGUACAAAGAUGGUAAACUCAUCACCUCCAGCAAGAGAGUCAGGGUGGAGUCUCAGGGCAAAUCUCGUCUCCUGGUGGUGGAGAAAGUGGAGAAACAAGAUGCUGGAGAAUACAGCUGUGAGGCUGCCGGGCAGAAGAUCAAUUUCAAGAUAAAUACUAAAGAGCCUGAGCCGGCCUUCACCAAUACAGAGAAAGUACAGAAAGAGGUUCAGGUUACCCUAAAUGACAGUGCCACCCUGAGCUGUGAGGUGUUCCAGGCCAAGACUGAGGUGAAGUGGUACAAGGAAGGGAAACUGAUCACCUCCAGCAAGAGAGUAAAGGUGGAGUAUGAAGGCAAAUCUCGUCGCCUGGUGUUGGAGAAAGUAGAGAAACAUGAUGCUGGAGAAUACAGCUGUGAGGCUGCUGGACAGAAAAUCAAUUUCAAAAUCAAUACCAAAGAACCUGAGCCAGUGUUCAUCAACCAGGAGAAGGUACAGAAGGAGGUUCAGGCCACCCUGACAGAGAGCACCAGCCUGAGCUGUGAGGUGUCCCAGGCCAAGACUGAGGUGAAGUGGUACAAGGAUGGGAAAGUCAUCACCUCCAGCAAGAGGGUCAGGGUGGAGUCUGAGGGCAAAUCUCGUCGCUUAGUGGUGGAGAAGGUAGAGAAACAAGAUGCUGGAGAAUACAGCUGUGAAGCUGCCGGGCAGAAGAUCAAUUUUAAGAUCAAUACUGUUGAGCCUGAGCCGACCUUCACCAAUACAGAGAAAGUACAGAAAGAGGUUCAGGUCACCCUAAAUGACAGUGCCACCCUAAGUUGUGAGGUGUCCCAGGCCAAGACUGAGGUGAAGUGGUACAAGGAAGGGAAACUGAUCACCUCCAGCAAGAGAGUCAGGGUGGAGUCUGAAGGAAAAUCUCGUCGCCUGGUGGUGGAGAAAGUAGAGAAACAAGAUGCUGGAGAAUACAGCUGCGAGGCUGCUGGACAGAAAAUCAAUUUCAAAAUCAAUACCAAAGAACCUGAGCCAGUGUUCAUCAACCAGGAGAAGGUACAGAAGGAGGUUCAGGCCACCCUGACAGAGAGCACCAGCCUGAGCUGUGAGGUGUCCCAGGCCAAGACUGAGGUGAAGUGGUACAAGGAUGGGAAACUCAUCACCUCCAGCAAGAGGGUCAGGGUGGAGUCUGAGGGCAAAUCUCGUCGCUUAGUGGUGGAGAAGGUAGAGAAACAAGAUGCUGGAGAAUACAGCUGUGAAGCUGCCGGGCAGAAGAUCAAUUUCAAGAUCAAUACUGUUGAACCACAGGCCAAAUUCUUGAAGAAGCCAUCAAAGCAAGAGCCCAUCCUUGUCCAAGAGGAUGAAGACAUUAUACUGAAGACCUCUGUCCAACCAGAAAAUACUGAGGUUAGAUGGUUUAAGGAUGGAAAGGAGCUGAUGGCAACAAAGAAGUACCAAAUAUCUGCUGAAGGAGCCACAAGAACCCUAGUAGUAAAGGUGGCAGAGAGCAAAGACAGCGCAAACUAUUCCUGCACAACAAACAAUGACAAACAAGAAUUCAAAGUGCAGGUUAAAGAAAUCCCCCAGAAGUUUCAGAAGAAAUUAGAAGCUGUCACUGGGGAAAUAGGAAGCAACAUCACUUUGACCUGCGAGCUAAGCCAGGCCAAAGGAGAUGUGAUUUGGCACAAAAACGGACAGGAGAUUAAAUCCGGCAAACAUUUUGAGAUCAGAAGCGAUGGGGCCAAACGCAUUUUGACCAUCUCAGGGCUCAAGGCAGAUGAUGAAGGAGAGUACUCAUGCGAAUCAAGAAAUGACAAGACCAUCACCCAACUGACGACCAAAGCACCUAGAGUAGUGAAAUUCACUGGAGAACUCAGCAAUGCAGUAGUGGAAGAGGGGGGUGAAGCCACCUUGAAAUGUACCAUCUCCUUGGAAGAUGCAGAGGUGACUUGGCAUAGAAAUGGGGUCAAGAUUGAAAGCAACAAAAAAUACACCAUCAAUAAAAAAGGCACAAACCACAGUCUACUGAUCAAGCAGCUGGUCCUGCAAGAUGCAGGAGAGAUUAUGGCAGAGUCAGAAGGGAUACAGACUAAGGCAUCUCUCAAGGUCCGAGAAAAACCAGUGACUUUCAAGAAAAAGCUGGAAUCUAUCACUAUCGAGGAAAGACAGAUGGCCCGGUUUGAAGUUGAACUCUCUAAGGCUACCAAGGAAGUGAAAUGGAUGAAAAACAGCAUUGUCCUGCAGCCCUCUGAGAACAUAGAGAUCCAGUCUGAAGGAACCAAGCAGAUCCUCAUCCUUAAGAAUGUAGAGUACACCGACCGAGGCCUGUACUGCUGUGAGACUCUGGAUGACAAGACACAGGCCAAGCUCAAUGUGGAAAUGCGCCAAGUGAAAGUGGCCAAAGGGCUAAAGGAUGUAGAAGUCCAUGAGAAAGAUAGUGCCACAUUUGAGUUGGAGCUGUCCCAUGAAGAUGUGGAAGGAUUUUGGAUGAAAGACGGAAUCAAAUUGAAACCAUCAGAUACAUGUAAAAUUACUGUUAAGGGCAAGAAGCACUCUCUAACUUUGUCUUCUCUGAAGAUGGACGAUUCAGGCCCUGUGGUAUUUAAAUCAGAAGGAUUACAAUCUUCUGCCAAGCUCACAGUUAAAGAACCACCAGUAAAAUUCACCCUACCUCUGAAAGACAUCAAAGCACCAGAGAAGGAGAAGGUGACAUUUGAAUGUGAGGUGUCCAGACCUAAUGCCGAAGUGAAAUGGUUGAAGGAUGGUUCUGUUUUAAAACCCAGUAAAAAAGUUGCCAUUAUUUCACAAGCCAAAAAAAGGAGCGUGACAAUUCACAAGUGUGAGCGUGAAGACCAAGGAACAUAUGUUUGUGAUGCAGGAGAAGACAAGACCUCUGCAAACUUGACUGUUCAUGCUCGAGACAUCCAGAUCAUUAAAACUCUUGUAGAUGUGGAAGUGGUAGAAAAGGAGAGUGCAUCAUUUAUGUGCCAGAUUUCUCAUGAUGAGGUGCAAACCCAGUGGUAUAAAAAUGACAUCAAGCUGAAAGCAGGAGAGAAUGUAAAGAUGCGUCAAGAAGGAAGAACAUAUUCAUUGUUUUUCCAGAGUGUCCAGGCUGAGGAUGCAGCUGAAAUCAAAUUUGUGGCUGAAACAGCUGAAUCUAGAGCAAACCUAAAAAUAAAAGAACUUCCAGUUAAAAUUGUGAAGCCCCUACGUGAUAAGAUCGCCAUAGAGAAGCACAGGGCAUUCCUUGAGUGCCAGGUUUCAAGAGCGAACGCAGAAGUGACUUGGUACAAAAAGAACAAACAGAUUGCCCCAGGUGAUAAAUACGAGAUUGUGAGCCAGGGACUGUACAGAAAACUCAUCAUCAAUGAAGCAGAGUUUGAGGAUGAAGAUACCUACACAUGCGAUGCGGGAGAUGACAAGACUUCAGCUAAACUUCUCAUUGAAGAACAAUCAAUUAAUAUUGUGAAGGAGCUGGCAGAUGUACAAGUGACGCAGCCAGAAUCUGCUACAUUUGAAUGUGUCACCUCAAUUGUGUCAGUGAAGCCCCCGAAAUGGACCCUCGGUGGAAAAGUUCUUUGUGAUGGAAAAGGCAUCACCAUAGAACAAGAUGGAACCAUCCACCGACUGACAUUGAGGAAGACUUCUCCUGAGAUGUCUGGAGCUGUCCAGUUUCACAUCGGAAAGUCCAAGUCUUCUGCCAAUCUUUUGGUUAAAGAAAUCCCUGUUAAGGUCACACAACAUAUUGAGGAGAAGACUGCCAAUGAGCGCCAGACUGUGAUACUGUCCUGUGAAUUUAAGCCUCCUCCCAAGUUUGUGGAAUGGUUUAAAGAUAAACGCCAAAUUGAAGCAUCAGAGAGGUUCAAACUGAAGCUGGAGAGGAACAUGGCAGAGCUCAAAAUCUUACACGUGACUCCAGAGGAUUCUGGAACAUACACCUGCAAAGCUGGAGAUGCAGAGACAUCAGGGAAACUAAAUGUACAUGCCCGUGAUGUGAAAGUCUUGAAGCCCCUGAAGGAUGUUGAGGUUGAAGAAGAAAGCUGUGCUGUGUUCUCCUGUGAGUUGUCCCACGAUGAUGAGGAUGUGGAAUGGUUCUUGAACAACACUCUCCUGUACUCCAAUAAUUUCAAUGACAUCCAGAAAAUUGGGGCCACUCACACUCUUACUCUGAAACAGGUGGCCCCCGAGGACUCUGGAACAGUGAGUGUGAAGACUAAGAAACUCUCCUUCAGUUCACAGCUGAAAGUUAAAGAAAAAACAGCUGUUUUCAUGAAGUCCUUAGAUGAUGCCGUAGGUGAGGAACGAGGAUCAGUUACUUUAGAGUGUGAAGUCUCCAAGGCCAAAGUAAAACCAGUCUGGAAGAAAGAUAACCAAGUCCUGCCUAAUGGAGACAAAUAUCAGCAGAUGCAGGCAGGAAAAACCAUAUGUUUGAUCAUCCAUGACCUUAACAAGUCUGAUGCAGGACUGUACAUCUGCGAUAUUGGAACAGAUACUGCAAAGUCCAAAAUCAGUGUGCAGGAGCUCAACAUUGGAAUCACUAAACGUCUCAAGAGCUCCGAGGCUAAAGAGGGUGAGAGUUGUACCUUUGAGUGCAUUCUUUCUCACGAGAGCAUCGAUGAAUGUUCCUGGACAGUGAAUGGACAGAGUGUAGACGGUGACAAACGCUUCGAUGUCUCUAAUAGGGGACGGAAAUAUGUGCUUCAUAUAAAAGAAGUGAGAGCGAGAGAUGCUGGGGAAAUCAUAUUCACAGCUCGAAAUCUGAACUCCAAGGCAUCCCUGACUGUUAAAGAAAAACCAGCUGAAAUAAUCAAACCAUUGGAAGAUAAAACCAUUCCAGUAGGAGAAGACAUUGUCUUGAAGUGUGAACUGUCUAAAGAAGACACAAAUGUAAAAUGGUGCAAAGAUGGAAAGGUGCUGAAGAAAAGCCAAAAAUAUGAAUUUUUCCAGGAAGGAAUUGAAACCCGAAUGACAGUUCAUGAAGUCACGUCAAAGGACUCUGGAGAGUAUACUUGUGAAACCAGCAUCUCCAAAACAAAAGCCAGUAUCCAAAUAAAAGAAAAACCCAAUAGGUUCACCAAGGAAUUGUCAGAUAUUAAAAUUGAAGAAGGAGAGUCUGCGCUGUUUACCUGUGAGACAGAGAAGGAGGCAUCCUCUGUAGCCUGGAGAAAAGGGAUAAUGGAGAUCAAAUCAAGUGUAAAAUAUGAAAUGAGUCAGAAAGACAAUGCCUUAAGCCUGCAGGUCAACGACUUGGAGAAGAGUGACAGUGACCUCUAUAUAUGUGACAUUAAAGAUGCACAGACAAAGGCCAACCUCACUGUCAAAGGCCACAAAGUUCUUAUAGUUGAAGACCUGGAAGACAUUGAAGUUUAUGAAGGCGAAAGUGCCACAUUUAAAUGUAGAAUCUCUCCAGCACAUUACAGAAAUGUACAGUGGUCUUUGGACAAAACCCCAUUGCAUACCAAUGAUGUAAAUGAGAUUCAGUCUCAUCCUGAUGGAUACCAUACUCUAUCCCUGAAGCAACUUUCGAUAAAGGACUGUGGUGUUGUUACUUUUGAAGCUGGAAAUCAAAAAUCAUCUGUAAAUUUGGUAGUCAAAGAGAAACCUUGCAUUAUUACAAACGCACUCAGUGACUGUGAAGUUAUGGAGGGUGAGAAUGUGACUCUUCACUGUAAGACCUCCAAACCACAUGGGUCUGUAAAAUGGUACAAAGAUGGAAAAGUUCUCAGACAAUCGUCCAAGUACCAAAUUGAUAGAUCUGGAUGUGAAGCUUCUCUUGUCAUUUGUAAUGCAAUGGGAGUAGACAGUGCCACAUAUGUCUGUGAAUUUGGGACCUCUAAAACUAGUGCAGUUGUUGCUGUUAAGGCCCCACAGGCCUAUUUUAAACGGGAGCUACAGAGCAGUGAAGCUGUGGAAGGGGAAACAGCCACGUUGUGGUGUGAACUGUCCAACCCUAACGCUGAGGUGGAAUGGAACAAGGAUGGAAAUGUGCUUAAAGUCAGCAAGAAGCAUGAAAUGCGAGUGAAAGACCACAGGGUGGAAUUACUGAUCCACCAUGUAGUAGAGGAAGAUGCUGGAACCUAUAUAUGUAGAACUGGAGAUAGGACAUCAUCAGCAACUCUAACUGUGAAAGUUGAGCAAAUUAUGUUCAAACGAGGGCUCAGGAAUGAGAAAGCCAAAGAAGGAGGCAGCGUGAAGUUGCACUGUGAGCUGAGCAAGGCAAAUGCAUCUGUAGAGUGGAUGAAGGGCAGUCAAGUGCUGGAGAACGGAGAGAAGUACAACAUGAAGCUCGUCGGCACUGUGGCUGAGCUGUUUAUCCUGAAUGCAAAGCUGGAAGAUUCUGGAGACUAUACUUGUGAUACUGGAGACCAAAAGAGCACAGCUCAUGUGACAGUGACUGCCCUGCCUGUUCGCUUCAAACAAGACCUGAAAGAUGCUGAGGUUGAAGAAGGCUCCUCUGUGACAUUAUCUUGUGAAGUCACUAAGCCUGACGCCCCGGUCACGUGGAAAAAGGGCAUCACAACCCUUCAAGCCAAUGAGAAAUAUGAAUUCAGGCAAAAAGAAUGCCUAGUAGAUUUUAUUAUUCAUAAGGUAGUACCAGAGGAUUCUGGGACCUACACUUGUGAUACUGGAGACCAACAGACUUCGGCACGUGUCAAAGUUAAGGAACUGCCAGCCCUUUUCAAAGAAGAACUUAAACACCAGGAGGUCUCAGAAGGUGAAUCUGCCACCCUGCACUGUGAGCUCACAAAGGCCAAUGCCUCAGUUGAAUGGAAGAAAGAUCACAGAAUGAUAAAACAGAGCAAAAAGUACAAGAUCCGACAGGAGGGUACAGUUUCCGAGCUAGAAAUACGUGACCUGGUAUUGGAGGAUUCAGGAGAUUAUAGCUGCGUAUGUGGGGACCACAAGACUACGGCAACAGUGACAGUAGCUGCUUCCCCACCACGUUUCAUUGAGGAACUAAGAGAUGGGAAGGCCACAGAAGGCCAACAGGCCACUCUUCACUGUGAGUUAACCAAACCCGGAGCUGUCUUGGAAUGGAAGAAAGGUCAAUCUUCUCUUAAACCUGGUGGGAAAUAUUCAAUGAGGCAGGAAGGUCUCUCUGCUGAGCUUUUAAUCAACAAUCUUGAAGAAAGCGAUUCGGGUCUUUAUACGUGCGUGUGUGGGGAUCAGCAGACGACAGCAACCCUAACAGUGAAUGCACUUCCGGUAUUCUUUAAAAAGAACCUGAGAGACGCAGUUGCCACAGAAGCAGAAAUGGUCAAUCUUCAGUGCGAGCUCUCCAAACCGGCCACGAAUGUGGAAUGGAAGAAAGGGCAUAGGCUGCUGAAGGAAAGUGACAAGUUUACAAUGAAAAUUGAAGGCUUGGCCGCUGAGCUAAUCAUCAGUGAUCUAAACGUAAAAGACAGUGGCGAAUACACAUGCGUUUGUGGAGACCAGGAGACCACCGCAAAUCUAACAGUUAAUGCUCUGCCAAUCCUUUUCAAAGAAGAACUGAGCAAUAAAGAAAGCACAGAGGGGGAAACAGUUUCUCUGCGCUGCAUCUUGACCAAAGCUCCUGGCCAUGUUGAGUGGAGGCAGGGUCACAAAGCUCUGAGAUCAAGUCCCAAGCAUGAAAUGAGUGUGGAAGGGGCUACUGCAGAGCUAAUAAUCCAUAAUUUGGAACUGAAAGACAUGGGAGAAUAUACGUGCGUGUGCGGUGAACAACAGACUACAGCUGUCUUAAUAGUGAAUGCCUUGCCUAUUCACUUCAAACAUGGACUUAAAGAUGAGAACAUAAAAGAGGGAGACCAAGCAAUCUUGCACUGUGAGCUUAGCAAACCCAACGCGACUGUUCAAUGGAAAAAGAAUAGUGAGGUCUUAACGACAUCUGAAAAACACAUAUUGUGCCAGGACGGUGCUAUUGCCGAAUUGCUGAUUCCUCAUAUAGAGGAGGAAGACUCUGGGGUUUACACCUGUAUUUGUGGAGAUGUGGAGACCUCGUCGACCUUAAGCGUUAUAGCUUUACCCCCUCGUUUUAAAGAGGACCUUAAGAAUAAAGAAGCAGUUGAAGGAGACUCCAUCACACUGCGCUGUGAGCUGACCAAGCCUAAUGCUUCUGUAGGGUGGAAGAGAGGACAGAAGACGCUCAGAUCAAGUGACAAAUAUAAGAUGAGGCAGGAAGGCCUGGUGGCUGAGCUAGUUAUAAGUCAGUUAGAUCUGCAGGAUGCUGGGAAAUACACCUGUGUUUGUGGAGAUCAUGAAACAACAGCCACUCUGACUGUGAAUGCUUCCCCACCACGUUUCAUUGAGGAACUAAGAGAUGGGAAGGCCACAGAAGGCCAACAGGCCACUCUUCACUGUGAGUUAACCAAACCCGGAGCUGUCUUGGAAUGGAAGAAAGGUCAAUCUUCUCUUAAACCUGGUGGGAAAUAUUCAAUGAGGCAGGAAGGACUCUCUGCUGAGCUUUUAAUCAGCAAUCUUGAAGAAAGCGAUUCGGGUCUUUAUACGUGCGUGUGUGGGGAUCAGCAGACAACAGCAACCCUAACAGUGAAUGCACUUCCGGUAUUCUUUAAAAAGAACCUGAGAGACGCAGUUGCCACAGAAGCAGAAAUGGUCAAUCUUCGGUGCGAGCUCUCCAAACCGGCCACGAAUGUGGAAUGGAAGAAAGGGCAUAGGCUGCUGAAGGAAACUGACAAGAUUACAAUAAAAAUUGAAGGCUUGGCCGCUGAGCUAAUCAUCAGUGAUCUAAACGUAAAAGACAGUGGCGAAUACACAUGCGUUUGUGGAGACCAGGAGACCACAGCAAAUCUAACAGUUAAUGCCCUGCCAAUCCUUUUCAAAGAAGAACUGAGCAAUAAAGAAAGCACAGAGGGGGAAACAGUUGCUUUGCGCUGCAUCUUGACCAAAGCUCCUGGCCAUGUUGAGUGGAGGCAGGGUCACAAAGCUCUGAGAUCAAGUCCCAAGCAUGAAAUGAGUGUGGAAGGGGCUACUGCAGAGCUAAUAAUCCAUAAUUUGGAACUGAAAGACAUGGGAGAAUAUACGUGCGUGUGUGGUGAACAACAGACUACAGCUGUCUUAAUAGUGAAUGCCUUGCCUACUCACUUCAAACAUGGACUUAAAGAUGAGAACAUAAAAGAGGGAGACCAAGCAAUCUUGCACUGUGAGCUUAGCAAACCCAACGCGACUGUUCAAUGGAAAAAGAAUAGUGAGGUCUUAACGACAUCUGAAAAACACAUAUUGUGCCAGGACGGUGCUAUUGCCGAAUUGCUGAUUCCUCAUAUAGAGGAGGAAGACUCUGGGGUUUACACCUGUAUUUGUGGAGAUGUGGAGACCUCAUCGACCUUAAGCGUUAUAGCUUUACCCCCUCGUUUUAAAGAGGAUCUUAAGAAUAAAGAAGCAGUUGAAGGAGACUCCAUCACACUGUGCUGUGAGCUGACCAAGCCUAAUACUUCUGUAGGGUGGAAGAGAGGACAGAAGACGCUCAAAUCAAGUGACAAAUAUAAGAUGAGGCAGGAAGGCCUGGUGGCUGAGCUAGUUAUAAGCCAGUUAGAUCUGCAGGAUGCUGGGAAAUACACCUGUGUUUGUGGAGAUCAUGAAACAACAGCCACUCUGACUGUGAAUGCUUCCCCACCACGUUUCAUUGAGGAACUAAGAGAUGGGAAGGCCACAGAAGGCCAACAGGCCACUCUUCACUGUGAGUUAACCAAACCCGGAGCUGUCUUGGAAUGGAAGAAAGGUCAAUCUUCUCUUAAACCUGGUGGGAAAUAUUCAAUGAGGCAGGAAGGUCUCUCUGCUGAGCUUUUAAUCAACAAUCUUGAAGAAAGCGAUUCGGGUCUUUAUACGUGCGUGUGUGGGGAUCAGCAGACGACAGCAACCCUAACAGUGAAUGCACUUCUGGUAUUCUUUAAAAAGAACCUGAGAGACGCAGUUGCCACAGAAGCAGAAAUGGUCAAUCUUCGGUGCGAGCUCUCCAAACCGGCCACGAAUGUGGAAUGGAAGAAAGGGCAUAGGCUGCUGAAGGAAAGUGACAAGAUUACAAUGAAAAUUGAAGGCUUGGCCGCUGAGCUAAUCAUCAGUGAUCUAAACGUAAAAGACAGUGGCGAAUACACAUGCGUUUGUGGAGACCAGGAGACCACCGCAAAUCUAACAGUUAAUGCUCUGCCAAUCCUUUUCAAAGAAGAACUGAGCAAUAAAGAAAGCACAGAGGGGGAAACAGUUUCUCUGCGCUGCAUCUUGACCAAAGCUCCUGGCCAUGUUGAGUGGAGGCAGGGUCCCAAAGCUCUGAGAUCAAGUCCCAAGCAUGAAAUGAGUGUGGAAGGGGCUACUGCAGAGCUAAUAAUCCAUAAUUUGGAACUGAAAGACAUGGGAGAAUAUACGUGCGUGUGCGGUGAACAACAGACUACAGCUGUCUUAAUAGUGAAUGCAUUGCCUAUUCACUUCAAACAUGGACUUAAAGAUGAGAACAUAAAAGAGGGAGACCAAGCAAUCUUGCACUGUGAGCUUAGCAAACCCAACGCGACUGUUCAAUGGAAAAAGAAUAGUGAGGUCUUAACGACAUCUGAAAAACACAUAUUGUGCCAGGACGGUGCUAUUGCUGAAUUGCGGAUUCCUCAUAUAGAGGAGGAAGACUCUGGGGUUUACACCUGUAUUUGUGGAGAUGUGGAGACCUCGUCGACCUUAAGCGUUAUAGCUUUACCCCCUCGUUUUAAAGAGGACCUUAAGAAUAAAGAAGCAGUUGAAGGAGACUCCAUCACACUGUGCUGUGAGCUGACCAAGCCUAAUGCUUCUGUAGGGUGGAAGAGAGGACAGAAGACGCUCAGAUCAAGUGACAAAUACAAGAUGAGGCAGGAAGGCCUGGUGGCUGAGCUAGUUAUAAGUCAGUUAGAUCUGCAGGAUGCUGGGAAAUACACCUGUGUUUGUGGAGAUCAUGAAACAACAAACACUCUGACUGUGAAUGCUGUUCCACCCCAAUUUAAAGAGGAACUCCGGAGCAAGGAAGCUGUUGAAGGGAGCUCCGUUGCAUUGAGUUGCCAACUGACAAAGCCUAAUGCGCCACUAGAGUGGAAGAGAGGCCACAAGAACCUGGAGCCAUGUGAUAAGUACAAAAUCAUCCAGGAAGGUCUUGAGGCAGAGUUGGUCAUUAAUAAUUUGGACCUGAAAGAUGCCGGCGAGUAUACUUGUGUAUGCGGAGUUCACCAGACCACAGCUUCACUGACUGUAAAUGCUUUGCCCCCACAAUUUAAAAUGGAACUUAAGAACAAAGACGCAAGUGAAGGAGAAUCGGUAACUUUACACUGUGAGCUAACUAAGGCUAAAGCUUCCUUGGAAUGGAGGAAAGAGCAAAAUACCCUGAAGCAGAGCGACAAAUACAAAAUGAAGCAAGAUGGCCGAGUCGCGGAACUUUUGAUUUUCAAUUUAGACCUGAAGGAUGCUGGGCAGUAUUCGUGUGUUUGUGGAGAACAGAAGACAACUGCUGUGCUGACAGUAAAUGCCCUUCCCAUCAUUUUCAUUGAAGAGCUGAAAUGUGAAACAGGUAUAGAGGAUCAAGAUAUCACCCUUCACUGUGAGCUGAAUAAGCACAAUGAGCCAGUGGUUUGGAAAAAAGACAAUCAGGAAAUUAAGUCAAGUGACAAGUACAAGCUAAAGCAGGAUGGUCCAGUUGCGGAACUGAAGAUCCUCAGGCUCAAUGUAAAAGAUGCUGGAAGCUAUACGUGUGUGUGCAGAGACCAGGAAACCACUGCAAAUCUAACAGUACAGGAACUACCAGUGCUCUUUAAAGAAGAACUCAAACAUGCAGAAGAAAGAGAAGGGCAGAAGGCUAUUUUCCAUUGCAAGCUGACUAAGCCAAAUGCAAGAGUGGAGUGGAAGAAGGGUCACGAAACUCUUAAACCAAGUGAUAAGCAUCAACUGAGGCAGGAUGGUGUCAUAGCAGAGCUAACCAUCAGCAAACUGGAGCUAAAGGAUUCUGGGAAUUAUACAUGUGUGUGUGGAGAGGAGGCCACUACUGCCACUUUAACAGUUACUGAGCUGCCCGCAGUCUUCAAUGCUGAUCUGAAAAAUGUUGAGGCCACUGAAGGGGGAACAGCCAAAUUAUGUUGCGGGGUGACAAAGGCUUCGGCAUCAGUACAAUGGAUGAAAGGAAAACAAGCAUUACGAUCCAAUGAUAAAUAUCACAUGAAGCAAGAAGGUUGUGCGUUUGAGUUGUUAAUAUGUGAUAUGGAUCUGGAUGAUGCUGGCCAGUACUCCUGCAUCUGUGGAGACCAGAAGACCUCUGCUACUUUAACUGUGAAUGCUCUGCCUGUUGUCUUUAAAGAAGAAUUGAAGAACAUAGAGGUCACAGAAUGUGAGACAGCUACUCUCCACUGUGAGCUCAGCAAACCCAAUGUUUCUGUUGAGUGGAAGAAAGGAUCCCAUGUGCUGAGUCAGAGUCAGAAAUAUUCCUUCAGACAAGAAGGUCUAAGUGCUGAUCUUGUAAUCGACAACAUCGACCCAAAGGAUGCUGGAGAAUACACGUGUACUUGUGGAGAUAAGAAGACUUCUGCUGUGGUGACGGUCAAUGUCCUUCCAGUGAUUUUUAAAGAAGAACUGAAAUGUGUUGAAGCUACUGAGGGAGAAAAGGCAAGUCUGCUUUGCGAGCUCAGCAAAUCAGAUGUGCCCGUUGAAUGGCUGAAAGGAUCUCAGGUGCUCCAAUCAGGAGACAAGUACCAAAUGCAACAAAGUGAAGGAAAAGUUGAACUGCUCAUCAAUGAUCUUGAUUUAGGAGAUGCUGGGGAUUACAGUUGCAUAUGCGGUAUAGAGAAAACAACCUGUGAUCUAAAAGUCAAAGCCCUGCCAUCUGUAUUCACAAAACCUCUGAAGGACACUGAGGCUGAGGAGGAUGACACAUUGACAUUACAAUGUGAAGUAUCUAAGACUAAUGUCUCAGUUGAAUGGAGAAAAGGGAGCCUAGGACUUCAGCAGGGCAGCAAGUAUGAGAUCAGGCAGAAGGACUGCGUUGCACAACUGAUAAUACACAACCUUAGGUUGGAAGACACAGGAGAGUACAGCUGUGAUACUGGGGACCAGGAAACAAGGGCAUAUCUAGCAGUAAAAGCUCUGCCGGUGCUCUUCAAGAAACCACUGAAAGACACAACAGCAGAGGAAGGUGUCACCGUGACUCUUCGCUGUGAAACCACAAAACCAAAUGCCCCCAUUGAAUGGAGGAAAGGAACCAUUGGACUUUUCCCAUGUGCUAAAUAUAAGAUGAUGCAAGAAGGGGUUGUAGCUGAACUUGUGGUUUAUGAUGUUGAAGCAGAGGAUGGGGAUGAAUAUACGUGUGAUACAGGAGACCAGCAGACCACUGCUACUGUCAAAGUUAGUGUGCUGCAAUUCGUGCAGAACUUGCAGAACAUGGAAGCUCAGGAAGGUGGGAAGGCUCGAUUCUGCUGUGAGAUAUCUUCAAAGACGAAUUCAGUGGAGUGGAGAAAAGGAGCCCAGACACUUCAGGCCAGUUCAAAGUAUGAAAUGAAAGAACAAGAUGGAGUCAAAGAACUUAUCAUCCACAAUCUGGAGCUGGAAGAUGCUGGAGAGUACACCUGUGUGGCCCGGAGCAAGAAAUCUUCAGCAACUCUAAAAGUUAAGGAACUGGAUGUGACUAUCGUGAAGGGCCUGAAAGAUGUGUCAGUAUUCGCAGCAGAAGAUGUCGUGUUUACGUGUGAAGUGUCCCACCCUGAUGCCAAGGAUGUAGAGUGGAAGCUGCAGGGGAUCACUCUGGGGAACAACGAGAUGAAUGAAAUCUCGGUGGAGAAGGGCAAGAUCCAUAGGCUGAAACUGAGCAGUGUGACGCUGGAUGAUACAGGCAGUAUCACCUUCAGGGUUGGACCGUACACAUCAACAGCAGAACUUACAGUGAAAGCCCCACUUCCAAUCUUUACUAAAAACCUUCUGGAUAUGCAAGUGGAAGAAGAUGGCUCAAUUGUCCUUGAAUGUGAACUCUCCCGGCCCAGCGUUCCGGUGGUGUGGAGGAAAGGCACAGAGCAGAUAUCUGCCAGUGCAAAUUAUGAUAUCAAGGACCUGGGAACUAUCCAGUCGUUACAAAUCAGUAACCUCAAACCUGAAGACUCAGGUGUCUAUACAUGUGAUAUUGGACAUCAACAGACAAAAGCAAAAGUAACAGUCACAGCCCUCCCAGUCCAGAUAACAAAACCUUUGCAGAACGAACAUGAAGAAGAAAACAAAUCUGUUAUUCUACGGGCUGAGAUCUCUAAAUCGAAUGCUCCAGUUCAGUGGGAGAAAGCUGGAGUAACUCUUCGACCGGGUUCUAAAUAUGAAAUGAAGCAGGAUGGUCAAGUGGUAGAACUUCAUAUACACAAACUUCAGAUGUCUGACGCUGGAGAAUAUACAUGCGAUACAGGGGACCAGAAAUCAGUGGCUAAUGUCUUUGUUAAAGAGCCAGAGCCGUUCAUUGUUGACCAGCUUCAGAACAUUUCUGUAGAAGAAGGAGAAGAUGCCAUCUUCAAAUGUAAAGUGUCCAAGGAAAAUGCCCCAGAUGUACAAUGGUACCUAGCUGGUGUUCCCCUGCAGUCCAAUGAAAUGAAUGAGAUUUCGUGCCAUAAAGGGAAAAUUCACACGUUAACACUAAAAAAGGUGUCAAUGCAAGAUACUGGGAUCGUCAGUUUUAGAAUAGGGCAGAAUACAACGACUGCCGAGCUUAGCAUCACAGCUGUAGCCUUGACGUUUACCAAGAAACUUCAGGAAGUUGAAGCAGAAGAGCAAGGAGUGGCUGUGCUUCAAUGUGAGAUAUCCAAGGUCAAUGUUCCAGUGGAAUGGAGAAAGGGAUCCAAGAUCAUCCUACAUGGUGGGCAAUAUGACAUCAGCAUGAAUGGAUCUGUCCACACCUUACGCAUUAAGGACCUCACCGUGGAGGACUCCGGAGAAUAUAGCUGUAGUGCCGAAAGUGAAAUAACAUCAGCCAGACUCCAAGUCAACCGACUACCUGUUACAUUCACCCAAGAGCUUCAGAAUGUGGAACCAGAGGAAGGAGGCACCGCCAUAUUGGAGUGCAAAGUAUCCAUACCCAAUGCCCAUGUGGAAUGGAGAAAGGGAGCUCUUGUUUUACAACCUAGUGCUAAAUAUGAAAUGAGACAAAGUGGCUCCGUCGUUGAAUUGCUUAUUCACAACUUGGAUCUAGAAGACGAUGGGCCCUACACAUGCAGUACAGACACCGCACAAACAACAGCCUCUGUUUACGUUCAAGAGGGUAACCUAGAGAUAGUUACUGGUUUAAAGAACAUGGACGUCUUUGCGGGGGAGACCGCCACAUUCUCCUGCACGCUUUCCACACAGGGCACGAGGAAGGUACAGUGGUGGCUCGACGGGUCUCCCCUGCAGAACAGCCCAAUGAAUGAAAUAUCUGUGCACAACGGCAACGUUCACAACCUAACCCUAAAAAAUCUGGGAACCAAUGACUCUGGCGUUGUCACCUUCAAAGCUGGGUCCCUUUUUUCUUCUGCUAAACUUUUAAUUAAAGAUCCAACCAUUGAGGUGGUCAGCCCAAUGAAGGACCUUGCCAUUGAUGAAGAUGACACCGCAGAGUUGAUCUGCCAAUACUCUAGGCCAGUGCAAGCCCAUUGGAAGAAAAAUGACCUAGAAGUUUGUGCCGAUGGGGAGCGAAUCACAAUCGAGCAGGACUGGAAUGUAGCCAAGCUGACCAUUAGAUCUGCAAUCCCAGAAGAUAGCGGAGUCUAUGUGUGUGAAGCUGAAGGCACUAGAGUUGUGGCAAUGCUUGAUGUUGAAGCCAAGAAUAAAGUACUGCAAGAGCUGGAGAACAUAGAUGCAGUAGAGGGAGGUGAAGCUCUUUUUGGGUGUUAUUUGUCUAAGCCUGAGAGCUACAACUAUAACUGGCUGUUAGAUGAUGAACCUGCGAGGACAUCAGAAAACAUUGAGAUGAUUUAUUUUGAAAAGGGUCGUAGGCAUCUUCUUUUACUGAAGAACCUCACCACUCAAGAUAGCUGCAGAGUAACUUUCAUAGCGGGUGAUGCUGUCACUUCAGCCUUUUUGAAUGUGCAAGGAUGGCGCUUGGAAGUUCUGAAGCCUCCUGUAGACACUGAAGUCAUUGCUGGUGGCCAGGCAACCUUUAGCUGUAUGCUAAGUGAAGCCAUUCCAGUAAAUGAGGUUGCCUGGUAUUUUAAUGGAGUAGAUAUCCAACCAGAUGAAAACUGGGUAAUGCAGGUAGAUGGAAAUGAGUACAAGUUAAUUCUUAAAGAUGCUCAACUACAUCAUUCGGGAGAAGUGGCAUUUGCUUCAAGAGAUGUAGUGGCAUCAGCCAAAAUUUCUGUUCUUGCCUUACCUGACCCUCCAGAAGAGCCAGAAAUUGUAAGUAAAAGCAGCCGGUCUUUGACACUCUCUUGGUUUGCACCGCUGAGUGAUGGUGGUUCUACCAUCCUAGGAUACAAUGUUGAAAUAAAAGCCCCUGGUAGUGAAUGGAAGCAGUGCAACAAAGACAUGAUUCAAACCAUGGAGUAUGUUGUGGAUAACCUUGUACCAGGCGAGGCCUACAGAUUCCGUAUUUCUUCCAUAAACAAACAUGGAGCUGGGGAACCUGUUCAUUUACCUCAAACGGUACAGCUAGAGCACCCUAUCACCAUAAAACGCCCAUUGGAAAACAAGAGUGGAAAGGAAGGUGAAACUAUUCGCCUUGAGUGUGAAUUCUCUAAAGAAACUCGGGACGUCAAAUGGAUGAAGGGAAGUGAAAUACUGACGUCUGGGGGAAAAUAUGAGUUUAUUUGUCAAGGGAGAAAACAAGUUCUGAUUAUUCAUAAUAGUUCAUCAAUUGAUCAGGGCUCCUACACAUGUGCAACUUCAUCAGGAGAAAAGACCACCGCCACCAUUUCUUUGGAAAAACAAAUAAUCACCGAAGUCAUGAGCAUACAAGAGAUUUUUGGUCUAGCACAAGAACGAACUGACAUCAAAGAUGAAGAUGAAGAGAGCGCCCAGCCAAGUCUUCCACCAGAAGCUGCUCAAGAAGGGGAUCUCCAUUUAUUAUGGGAAGCAUUAGCAAAGAAGCGGAGGAUGAGCAGGGAACCUACGUUGGAUUCCAUCUCUGAGGUGCCAGAAGAAGAAGAAAAGCGUAGGCAGAAAAAAGAAGCAGAAAUGCACGCAGAUUUUUCAGGGUACACUUCCGAUGAUUUGACUAAAACAAGUGAAGCUGAUUUUUCUGUGACCAGCUCGGACGAUGAAUCGCGAGCUGGAACACCAUCUUUGGUGACCUAUCUUAAAAAAGCUGGCCAAUCAACCUUCACACAUGGUUCCAAAGUUCACACAAUGUCUGAAAGCAAAUUUUUUAAACACUUUGAGACCAAGGAAAUUGAGCACAAGGAAAUCAAGGAACCCCCACCCACACAAGAACCUGAGAUUUCAGAUAUAUUUCAAGAUGAUGACCCAGCACUGGAUAAGGCAGCUGUGAAAAUUCAAGCUGCUUUUAAAGGAUACAAAGCAAGAAAGGUGAUCAAGCAACAAGAAUGUCCUUUAGUUGCAGAAACAUUUAAAGAUUUGACUGUUGAACCAGGAGGAACAGUCCAUCUUGAAUGUGUAGCAAUCAGCAAAACUGACAUUACAGCUCGAUGGUUGAAAGACAAUGAAGAACUCUCUGAUGGCCGCCAUUAUCAUAUUGAUAAUUACCCUGAUGGAACCUGUUCCUUGAUUAUAACUGCUGUAGAAACCACAGACACUGGGAAAUAUACAUGUGAAGUCUCUAACAAGUUUGGUGAAGUUUCACAUUGUGCUUCUUUGGUGGUUGGAAGCGGCUUACCUGAAGUUUCUCUAAAACCAAAGCCUUUGAUUGCUAAGCCUGGCUCAGACAGUGAAACAGAGAGUACAUCAGGAAGUGAUUUGGAUGACGCUUUUAGGAAGGCAGGCAGAAGGCUUCAUAAGAUUUUUAAAUCCAAGACAUCCCUUGAAAUGUCUGAUGUUGAAGAAGAACUAUUUGUUAGUGCUGAUGAAGGCGACUUACCACCUGUAGACCAGCAAACUUACAGAGAGGAUGAUAAAUAUAUUUACAUCAAGUUUGAAGUCAUGUCAGAAGCAUCAAUUGCUGCUAAGAGAUUCAAGGAGAUGUUCUCUGCAAUGGGCAUCCCUGUCAAAAUAGAUAUUUUGGACCAAGGUGCAAAGAAUGUUGAGCUACGGAUAAUGAAAGUAGAGACAGGAACCACUGAGCAGCAGAAAAUGGCGGCAAGACAUCAAAUGACCUUGUUGACUUCUGAUACUGCUCCCAUUUUUAUUACUGAACUUCAGAACCAAGAGGUACAAGAUGGUUAUCCAGUCAGUUUUGAUUGUGUUGUUAUUGGAAGACCAAUGCCAUCAGUACGUUGGUUCAAAGAUGGUAAGGUGAUUGAAGAGGAUGACCAUUACAUGAUCAAUGAAGACCAAGAGGGAUGCCACCAACUUAUUAUAACUGCCGUAGUCCCCAAAGACAUGGGAGUCUAUAGAUGUCUGGCAGAAAACAGAAUGGGGGUAUCUUCAACCAAGGCUGAGCUGAGAGUGGACUUAACCAGCUCAGAUUAUGACACUGCAGAGGCAACAGAAACGUCCUCUUAUUUCAGCGCACAGGGAUAUCUGUCCAGGGAACAGGAGGGCCUGGAAUCUGCCACCGAACAAGACCAACUUCCUCAGGUUCUGGAGGAGCUACGAGACAUGAUGGUCGCUCCAGGGACUCCACUUACUAAAUUUGAGAUAAAAGUGAAAGGUUACCCAAGUCCUCGAGUCUACUGGUUUAAAGAUGGUCAACCUAUCCAUGCCUCUGACAGAAUACUAAUGACUGACAAAAAGAAACUGCAUGCACUGGAAAUUCUGAAUGUGACAAAGGAAGAUGCCGGGGAGUAUUCAACUUACAUCAGUAAUUCAGCUGGCUCUGCAUACUCAUCUGCCAGACUUUCUGUCAAAGGACCAGAUGAGCUACAGAAGGACAAGCCAAUGGAAGAAGCAGGAGAUGGAGAAAAGCCAGUACCACCAAUGUUCUUGGAAAGAUUCACAAACAAAAAAGUACUGAAAGGAGCCAGUAUAACCUUAUCUGUGAAAGUUGAAGGAAUUCCUCCUCCAACAAUCACCUGGUUGAAGGAAGAUUCCCCUGAAGAUGUACUUUGGAUUAAACCAGAGACUCCUGGGUACAAAAUGGCCAGCUCAAACAGGCACCACAGUCUGAUCUUACUGGAUGUUGGCACAGAGUUUUCUGGCACUUACACCUGUAUUGCAACAAACAAGGUGGGACAGUCCAUCUGCACAGCCUCUGUGGAUAUUGCAGAAGCCAAAGAAGCCGAGAUCCUGAAAGAAGCCGACAAAUUAGUGAAAGAAAUGUUGGGACGAACACCAUUACCUGGGUUUGAAGAGGGCAGGGAGAUAGAACCUGGUGUGAUUGGCAUCUCAGUGCAACCUCCUGAGGAUAGCGGAGAGGCGGCCAAGCCCCAUAUUUCACUGACAGAUGUUGGAACUGAGGAAUUCUUCCAGAAACUGACAUCACGCAUAACAGAAAUGGUAUCUGCAAAGAUAAGUCAAGCCUCACUUCGUGUCCCUGGAAUGACAGGGAUGGAUAGUGAUGAUGAAACGAAGACCCCUUCAGCAUCACCACGCCAUGGAAGGUCCAGGCCUUCCUCAAUUGCUGUUGAGUCUUCCUCAGAGUCAGAAGAUGGAGACUCUAGAGGAGAGAUAUUUGACAUCUACAUGGCAUCUGCUGAUUAUAACCCAAUUGUUGCGGAUAAGGAAUCAUUAACCUUGAAAGAGGGUCAGUACGUGGAGGUUCUAGAUUCCGCUCAUCCCCUCAAAUGGCUAGUCCGAACAAAGCCGACCAAGUUCACUGCUUCCAGGCAAGGUUGGGUCUCACCAGCUUACUUGGAUAAGAGACUGAAGCUAUCAUCUGAGUGGGCUGCAGGAGAAGCACCAGAACUUUCUGGAGUGUGUGUAUCAGAAGAGGAGUACAAGAAGAAGCUCAGCAUUCUGAUCCAGGAGCUGCUAAACACAGAGAAGGAGUACGUGAAGGAGCUACAGUUCUUGCAGAACCAUCACCUACAUCACACUGAGCAGUGCCCCGAUAUCCCAGAGAAUGUCACUAGCCAAAAAUCCACCAUCUUCAGGAACAUCAACGACAUUGGCAACUUUCACUCAAGCAUUUUCUAUCCUGAGCUGAAGAAAUGUGACACAGAUGAUGACAUUGCCAUGUCCUUCAUAAAGAACGAGGACGAAUUCAACAAGUAUAUCAUGUUCCUGGUUGGCCGUGUCCAGGCUGAGUCUGUUGUAGUCAGUGAUGCUAUUCAGGAGUUCUACAAGAACUAUUCAGAAGAAAGACUGGCGCUGUCAGAUCCAUCCAAGCCUCCUGUGCUUCCUCUGCAACAUUAUCUGGAAAGGCCCAUAAACAGGAUCCAGCGAUAUCAAGUCAUUAUUAAGGAACUCAUCCGGAACAAAGCAAGAAAUGGGAAGAAUUGUGCAUUGCUGGAACAGGCCUAUGCCAUCGUAUCUGCUCUUACUCGGCGGGCAGAGAACUUUUUGCAUGUGUCCAUGAUGGAAAACUACCCUGGAACCCUAGAGGCCUUGGGUGAACCUAUUCGUCAGGGUCAUUUCAUUGUUUGGGAAGGAGCUUCUGGAGCUCGAAUGGCCUGGAAGGGUCACAACCGUCAUGUGUUUCUGUUCAAGAACUACCUGAUCAUCUGCAAACCCAAGCGGGACACAAAGACAGACACUUAUAGCUAUGUGUUCAAGAACAUGAUGAAGCUGACGAAUAUAGACAUCAAUGAUCAGAUAGAAGGAGAUGACAGAGCUUUUGAGGUAUGGCAUGAACGGGAAGACUCCGUCCGGAAAUACCUGCUGCAGGCUCGAACCGUCAUCAUUAAAAGCUCAUGGGUGAAGGAAAUCUGUGGCAUACAAGAGCGCUUUAGUAUGCCAGUCUGGAAUCCUCCAAAAUUCAUAGAAGUUUUAGCAGACUGCACAGCCGAAUUGGGAGAAACUGUCAAGCUGGCGUGCCGUGUAACAGGGACACCUAAACCAGUUGUUGCCUGGUAUAAAGAUGGCAGACCUGUGGACGCUGAUCCCCAUCACAUCAUUAUUGAGGAUCCUGAUGGCUCCUGCACGUUGAUUCUGGACAACAUGACUGGUGCGGACUCAGGGCAGUACAUGUGCUUUGCAGCCAGCCCAGCCGGAAGUGCCAGCACUUUAGGGAAGAUUCUUGUUCAAGUGCCCCCAAGGUUUGUCAAUAAACUUCGAAAUGCUCACUUUGUGGAUGGUGAAGACGCCCAAUUCGUAUGCAACAUUGAAGGAGCUCCCCACCCACAGAUAAGGUGGUACAAAGAAGGAAAACUAUUGCCAGAAUCCUCUAAACACCAAACUUUCACUGAACCAAGAAGUGGUGUUUUAGUGCUUGUGAUCAAGAAUGCUGCCAACGAUGACCUAGGCUAUUAUGAAUGUGAGUUGGUGAACAGACUUGGGUCAGCUCGUAGUGGAGCAGAACUAAGCCCCAUGACCCCGGCACUAUUAGCCCAAGAAAGGAGAGGAGACCAGACCAUAACUAUUGAAGGUCUGGAGGGCUCCAUCAGGGCUUCACUGGAACGAGCAGAUCAGGAGAUAAGACAAGUUCUCCAGAAGCUAGUAGAUACACCAAUGCCACCUCAUCUGGAAACUCCCAAAAGUCUGGAGACGAAGAAAUCCGCAGCUGUCCAAUCUUCAAUAGAAGAACGCAAAGCAAUGGACAUGUUUAGAGAUGCCAACACACAGACGCCAGAAGACCAAGGUGAAGAGAAGAAACACGUUGAACAGAAGGAAACGACAGAAACACAUGAACUCCCGACGGCUUCCCAAAAAGAGAACGCGCCUGGGGCCCCGGAGCUUCACAUUCCCAUCAGGUUGGGGAUGGAAGCGUCGGACUGGUACCUGAGGAGAGCCCCGGCCCCGGCACACAUUUGGGAUGUUCACAGCCAGGUUUAUAUCCAGAGCACGGAGACAACUUGUGUCCACUUUAAGGAUGACAAAGCAACAACACCUCCGUAUAUGCAGGUGACCAUAGAAGAUGUCCAUACACAGUGCGGGGAUGCAGCCAGAUUUGAUGCCAUGAUAGAGGGGACACCACCACUCACUAUAGCCUGGUACAAGAAUAACAUCCUACUAAAUGAAAGUGAAAGAAUCCAAAUCAUGAAAGAAGAGAGAAAAUAUUCCUUAAUCCUCCAAGACACAAAACCAGAUGAUGGCGGCAUAUACACUUGUGUUGCUAAAAAUAUGGGGGGAGAGGUGUCCUGCAAGGCUGAGCUCGUUAUGCAUGAAGAUACAAAAGAACACACGGAGGAGACACUUCAGAAAAGGCGAAAACUGAAAUCCUUCUUUGAGGUGAAAGAAGAAAUUGGAAGAGGCUGUUUCGGUUUUGUAAAACGAGUCGUACAUAAAGGAAACGGCGCAAACUGCGCAGCCAAGUUCAUCCCUUUGAGAAGCAAGACUCGACAACAAGCCUACAGGGAAAAAGAUCUGCUCUCCGAGAUAUCCCACAGCAAAGUCACCUGCCUGCUUGAUGCCUUCGAAACUAGAAAAACACUGAUUCUCAUCUUGGAUAUAUGCUGUGGUGAAGAACUACUUGACCGUCUGUUCAAGAAAAAUAUUGUCUCUGAAAGAGAGGUGAAAGUGUAUAUUAAACAGCUUGUCGAAGCCAUUGGAUAUCUCCAUGAAAAGGACAUUCUUCAUUUGGAUGUUAAGCCUGCCAAUAUUCUCAUGGUACAGACAGACCAGGACGAUAUCAAACUCUGUGAUUUUGGAUUCGCUCAGAAACGAAACUACUCAGAGCUCCAGUACAGUAAAUAUGGCACCCCGGAGUUUGUCUCCCCAGAAAUUGCCAGUCAGUUACCCGUGUCUGAAGCCUCUGAUAUAUGGCCCAUUGGCGUCAUCACCUAUUUGUGUUUGGUUUUCUCGUCGCCUUUUGCUGGGCAGAAUGAUAGAGAAACUCUACUCAAUGUGCAACAAGGGAAGAUCAGUUGGCACAACCAGGGAUUUCAAGAACUGAGUGAAGAAGCUAAGGACUUCAUAACAAGAACCAUCCAAAUGUCUCCAGAAUCUCGGCCCAGUGCAGUGGAAUGCUCCAACCAUAAGUGGUUCCAGGAAUGUUCCAGUGAAAAGGACACACUAACACGAAACACAAAAGGCCUCAAAUUUCUGGUAGCGCGAAGCAGGUGGCAGCGUUCCUUGAUGUGCUACAGAUCCAUUCUAGUGAUGAGAUCCAUUCCAGAACUUCUGGAAGGAAAUGUGGAGAGUACAUCUUUAGGGGUUCCUCGACACUUAGUUGAAGGCAGCAGCUCCUCCAGCAGCAGUGGUUCCUCUUCUGAUAAUGAGAGUGAUAUCAGCCCAACUUCAAGGGACUCAAAUCCUUCUCUAGAACACCAUUUGUCCAUUUUCAAAAUGUAUGAUAAGGAUAAAUUUCAAGAAAUGCACCAAAAGACAGAUGAUAUCACACAAGAGGAGAGAAGCCAAGAGGUUAGCCUAGUCUAUUCAGAUCAGUUGGAAGCUCUGGAGAACCAAACCGAUGAGAAAGUGGGUCUUGGAGAAGUUACAAAGAAGCUAGAGGAGAAAGACAAAAUGCUCGUUGAUUCAGUGGAAACGUCUCCAGGAAAGCGUCCUUUCUGCAAAGCAGCAACUAUUGAAGUUGGUGAUUUAGGGUCAAAAAAGGGCAAGUCUGGAUGCUUUGUAAGAGGUUCCUCAGCAGACAGUGCUUUGCUAGGAGUUAAUAAACACACCUUAGUAUGUGUUCCAAGGCAAAGCAUUAUUAAUAGCACCUUCUAUAGCCAAUCAGGUGAAGGAGCCGGCUUGACUCCCAGAGAUGGGGCACUGAGGGACAAGGAAUUCAUCAAGCAUCGUGAAAAGGCACGAAGGAGCUUAAUGAAAGCAGGAUAUUCCCAAAAGAUAUUGAGUGGCUUGCGAGAACCACUGCUUGAACAGUUUGCAUUGGAGCAAAGAAUACUUGCCCAGGACAAGACUCAGGCCACACAAGAAGGACAUACUGGUUCUCUGAAAAAAUCUGUUUCAUUUGAUGGUUCCAAAGGUUUACUGAGGUCUUCCUUCAAAGCCUCCAGCAGAAGCCGCUCUCUGGACGACUGCAAAUCAAGACCUCUUACUGUUUAUAAAGGAGUUCUCCUGGAGGAAGUAGGUCAAAACGUUUCAGCAGGAGCCAAUGUAGAUGAUAAACACCUUGAUACAAAUAUUAGGUGUCAUUCUGAAGAGGGUGUAAUAGCAGCUGACAUUUCUCAGGGUCUUACUGAUUCUACACGCAGAAAGGUAAAACAGGAGGAACCCCAUGCAGCCAAAGAACAUUCAACACCUCUCUUUAUUUCAUCAACACAAAGACCACUCUCUGCUACGUCUGUUGAUAGUGAAAAUGCAAUAAUUGCGGUUCUACAUCAACGACCUCUAUUUGACUCUGGUUCAGUAAAAGAAAGACCACCUUCUGUUGCCCUGGGGGUUGAGGAAAGCACAGUCAUAGCAUUUGUACAACAAACACCCCUGCCUUCCAAAACACCUGAGAACAUGAAAGACUCAUAUGCACCCCAAACAACUGUACUACCCAGUCAAUUUGAAGGACCGACUCCUCAUUUAGGAGGCAGUGUUACAUUUACAGUGAAGACCACCUCUGAUACAAAUUGCUUCCUUGUUUCCCAACCACAGGUAGAAAAAUGCCAAGUUGGUUGUGAGGUUGACACCGAAAAGAGUAUAAAGCAGGAAAGUGGAGUUUCUCCAGACUCAAUGGAGUGUAUACCGUAUGUUGUGCAUUUUACUGACCCUAAAUCCAGCAUUACAAUAAUACAGCAAGGCCUGCAGAACGAUACAUCUCUUCUAAAAGCGACUGAACACAGCACCAAAGAAUGUGCACUAGAAACAGUAACUGAAGCAACAGUGGUCACCGAAAAAGUGGAAGAGAAAAGUUCCAUCACUAGCUUGUUUCACUUUUCUCCUAAAAACCCAGAUUUAUCCACCCAAUGUGGUGAUGGAAUUCAUAAACCAUCAAUAUCAGAGCACCAAGAACUUGGAUCUACUUCGGAAAGGCACUCUGAUAUAACGAACAAAGUUUCUAGUCAAAAUAUAGAUAAACAUCUAAGGUCCUCUCUCUACAGUGAUGAACAAUGUGCUGCCUUAGAAGAUCUGGUUGGUGAAAUGACCUACUUGUCGGAACAGAUGAAUGUAUUGGCAGACAACCAAGGGCAGAUUUCCAAAAAGAAAUCUAUUGCUGGCAAGACACAGGCAGAAGGAUGUCCCCCAGCCACUAGUCUUGCAAUGGAAACAGAAGUUACGAUUAUACAAACCAGUUUAUCACCUCAAGAAGCCAAAGAACCCCAAGUGACAUCAGUCUCACAGUGCAGUUUCUACGACUCUCUGAGUCCAGUGCAAUCCUCGCCUCUACCUCAUGAACAGUUUGAGGAGUUUACAAUUGAAAGCUGUAGCUCUAGCAAAACAUUUAUUUCUCAUUCAGACAGCUCAGAGACAGGGAGAAGAUCUGAUAAUUUCUCUGACUUUGAAGAAGCAGGCAGGCAUUCCGAAGUUUCCCUGCUGGAGAUUGAGGAAUUGAAUUAUGACAGUCCAUCCACCAGUUCAGUUGGGCCAUUCAAGUUUGAAACUGCUCAGUCUCACCUUUUGGAUUUCUAUGGUAUCAAUGAAUCUCCUCAAAACUCAGAAGAUCUGAGUCAAGAAAAAUCUCUCUUAGACAAUGAGAAAUUAAAUCUUUCAUUGUUGAAUUCACAGCCUUUACUGGGUGGGAACCAUGACAUGAAAAGUGAUGUCCUUGAAAGAACAAUAGAUCCUACAAAGGCGAAAGUAUCAAAGAAUGAAGAAAGCAGCUCUACAGCUUCAACCAAGGACAAAAAAAGAAGCUCUUCAAGGAAAAGGAUCAAGCUAUUUCGGCCUCAUUCAAAGACUGAUUCUUCGGGAAAGUCCUCAGACCAAAGUCUAAAGCAGAAGGUUAAAGCCUCGGUGGCCAACUUUUCCCGUAUUAUAAAAGGGAAGCCCAGCAAUGGUCAAGAGAGAAAGGAAGGUUUUGAAGGACCAAAGACUGAUUCUCUUGUGCAGGCAGCUACGGAAAGAAUAACAAUACACAUGAAGAAGAAAUCAUUCAAACUUACAAGCCUGUCCCCAAAAGACAAAGCACCUGCUUUUGUCGAGGAACUCACGGACCAGACAGUUGUUGUUGGCCACUUGGUGACUUUGUCCUGUAGAACUGCUGAACCUGUGACUGAGGUUGAGUGGUUUAAAGAUGGAGUUCCUAUCCAGGGCAAUGAAAGAGUCCUCAUCUCUUCCACACUUAAGAAUUAUCAUCUUCUCACCAUCCUGGUCGUUAACGCACAUGACCUGGGUAUCUACGCCUGCGUGGCAACCAAUGUCCUUGGCAGCGCCUCGACAUGCUGCAUUCUAAAGAAAGCUGAGAUACCCUGCUGCCCCACCAGCCCUGAAGUUGCCCAGGUAUAUAAAGAUGGAGCACUAAUUGUCUGGAAGCCGGCGGAGUCUGCAAGUCCCGUAACCUACUUUGUACAAUACAGGAAGGAAGGUGAGGAAUGGAGACCUCUGACUCUAGACAUCUCUGAUUGCUGCUACUCUACCCAUGUACUUUCUGAAGGACAAGUCUACUCCUUUAGGAUCGCUUGUAUCAGCAAAGCUGGUAUGGGCCCUUACAGCAACCCAUCUGCUAGUGUCAGGACUGGCAGGCCUAGCCAGGCAUUAUCAAAAGACCUGGGGAGCAGAGAAGAGCCAGUAGCAGUUGAUCCAAGAAGUACCUUACAGACUGGGGUGAAAAGGGGGCGCUUCAGUAUUGUUAGACCCUGCAGGGAAAAGUUAAGUGGAAGAAUGUUUGCUGCAAAAAUCAUACCGUACACUGAAAAAACCAAAGAGUCCACCCUGCAGGAGUAUCUGAUCCUGAAGCAACUUCAUCAUUCCAACAUUGUUCAGUUACAUGGAGCAUUCCUGAGCCCCCAUGACCUGGUCCUGAUCCUUGAGCUGUGUGAAGGAAUGGAGCUACUGCAGUUCCUCUCCCUUGGGAAGUCGUACUCAGAACUGGAAGUGAGAGACUACCUGUGGCAGAUGCUGAGUGCAGUGGAGUUCCUUCACGCCAAACAGAUCCUCCACCUGGAUCUGAGAUCUGAGAACACAAUAGUAACCGAACACAAGCUGCUGAAAAUUCUGGAUUUUGGGAACGCCCAUGUCUAUUCUCCAGACAAGGUCAUUGCUCCAGAGAAGUACAUGGAUUACUUGGAAACUAUGGCUCCAGAAGUUCUAGAAGGGCACGGGGCAGUUCCAACCACAGAUAUUUGGGCCGUAGGCGUUACAGCUUUCAUCAUGCUCAGCUCCGAUUAUCCAUUCAGCAGCGAUACACCAUCGGAAUUAGAGAAAGGCAUCAAGAAAGGGUUGAUUAGGUUCCCCCGCUGUUACGCCGGCUUGUCUGGGGGAGCUGUGUCUUUUCUUCAGAGCACCUUGUGGGCAAAUCCAUGGGGAAGGCCCUCAGCCUCUGAUUGUCUGAAGCUUCUAUGGUUACAAGAAGCCGGACUGGCCACUUUUCAGCAGCCUCCAAUCUUUUUCCCCAGCUCCAAGCUGAAAAACUUCCUUAGAGAGAGAAGGAAAAGAACCCAGCAGUCGGCUACUCUGUGACCUGGGCCUGGAGUCUUCCACUUGGACUGUGUCAAUUAGUAGGCCUCAGCAUGCCUAGUUCUAGAACUCUUUUCAAUAAAUAACAAUAGAGUUGUUUGUGCUGCAUCAAAGCUGACAACUGAAGUCUUGGUUGGUAUUCCCAAUGAAUAUACACUGUCUUUAGCUCAAUAUAGGAUUUAUUGUUUGACAUUACCCAGAAAUAUUUUUUUUUUGCUGUGUAUUAUGGUUGUGGUUUAAAUGCCAUAGGUAGGCCAGUGAUAUCUAAUUAGUGGCAUUGUCACAAGUCCCAGCGUCCUCCAGAAUGGCUGGUGGCCAAGACAUCAGUGGCCUAUGUAUUUUGUUGAGUUGCUGUAAUUAAUCUGUAAGAUUAGAGAACUUCAUUAUUAUUGCUUACUAGACAAUUUUGGUUUGUGUCCUACUAAGAACUUAGAAAUGUAAUACUACUACCUAACGCCUUUAUUCAUGAUCAAGGAAAAUUAUAUUAUUUAAAAAAAAAAAAUCAUAUUUUUCUAAUUUUGAAGACAUUUUUCACCACAAAAAUUAGGGGUGAGAAGCCUGUAACGUUAGCCUUUCUACAUCAGGAAGUCCUGCAACUGUAUGGGCUUGGUCUAUGGAGAAUCAGUUGAGUAGGCGGGUAUAUGGAAAUAUAUUUUCAUGAGUAGAUGUAGAGAUGAUUACCUUUGGACACCAAUUACAACUUGGUUGGAAGUGAGAUGUUCUCUAUUUUAUACUAUACUAAGUCCAUUUACAUGCAUAAUAUGCCAAAAGACAUAUCAGGAUGAAUGCAGUGCCAGCUCCAUAUUGUUUCUUGUAGGGAAACUCCCUAAUGAUGGUUUAGACCUCUUCAACCCCUCAUUAAAAAUGUACCCAUACACUUGGGCCGUGACCCCCAACCAGUGGCUCAUGAGCCACAUGUUGCUCUCCGUGGCCACAAAGCAGAUGCUAAUUUUUCAUUUUUUCCCUGGCUUGGAGGCAAGUUUUGGUUGCAUAAAAACCAGAUUUAUGGCCAAACAGAUCCUCCUGUAGGCUGCCAAUUCACAUAGGGGCUACCUAUAGCCAAUCACAGUUCAUAUUUAGCAGCUCUAGGAACCUUUUGCAUGAUUAUGUUGCUCUCCAACUUUUUUUUUACAUUUGAAUGUGGCUCAUGGGUAAAGUUGGGGACCCUUGGACUUGGGUGAGGACACUCUUUACUUUAUACUUCUUUCAAGAAUGCAGCCCAGGCUCUAUUUAAAUAGCUGCUACAAAACUAGUGUUAAGUUGCGUGGCUGUAGAUGUCCAGUGAGUGGUGGCUAUUCUCUUUGGCAUGUUAUAAGGUCCUAGAUUAACAAGUUGGACAGUUAUACAAAGACAUCUACAGUCAGUGAUGGGCCAUAGCAAUACACUGGAGGCCCACUUUCUGCCACAGGGUAUAUGGCCAACCUAAUGUUUGUAGCCAUAUUGAUUUAUGCUCUAUACUUGUUUAGUUUCCAUGACAUUAUGUAACAAGAAAUAGCCCGUGACCAGGAUACACCCUGGAUACAACCAUUUUUAUGAAGGAAGGCCAAGCAAUCUCUUCGGCCACAGGGCUUAUUACGUAAAA
Xenopus laevis (African clawed frog) is the source of this 35170-nucleotide messenger RNA. RefSeq names its product obscurin (gene obscn.L). NCBI's taxonomy places the organism in Eukaryota, Metazoa, Chordata, Amphibia, Anura, Pipidae. Bases 379 to 33591 code for a protein of 11070 amino acids. The record is from RefSeq and is a predicted model, not a curated record. The transcript is spliced from 135 exons.